Carassius carassius (crucian carp) is the source of this 1908-nucleotide messenger RNA. RefSeq names its product protein kinase C and casein kinase II substrate protein 3-like. Gene Ontology annotation, biological process: regulation of endocytosis; plasma membrane tubulation; cytoskeleton organization. Gene Ontology annotation, molecular function: protein binding; phospholipid binding. The coding region runs from base 529 to 1836 and encodes 435 amino acids. Gene Ontology annotation, cellular component: cytoplasm; plasma membrane; endosome. The record is from RefSeq and is a predicted model, not a curated record. NCBI's taxonomy places the organism in Eukaryota, Metazoa, Chordata, Actinopteri, Cypriniformes, Cyprinidae. The transcript has 11 exons.
CUCGUGUAAUUGGAUCAAUGGGAAUAAUGCGGAGCCCCAGCAUCUGAUUUCAUCCGAGAAGACUCCUCUCAUACAGGCCUGCUGCUGUUUCUGGAAGAAUCGCUCUGAAUUACUGUUGAUGAUGGGCCUGUUUUCUAAAAACAACCAGUUGAAAGUGUUCCUCCAUGCUCCUGCUUCCUGGUAAAUGUUUAUGGGAGAUAUUAUUUCGCCGUUUGUUAGCUAUGGUAGAAAGGGAAGGUGUCUGAGCGGUGUCAACUUUUCUUCACAUGGCGCUUUUCUCGCUCUGAACGCGGUCUGCGUGUAAAUGCACUGGAGAUAAACCUCUUCACAUCGCACUGGGAGACUCGGAGAGAGUUUGACGACGAGGGACAACGAGUGCACGACUGUUUUCGCCUGAAUAAGAGCAAAACAACGAGGCCACCGAAGAGGCCGUUUUCCUGGGCAAAGCACCUCUAAUUUCUAACAUUCUCCUUUGCUUGUGUUUGACUGACAGCCGCCAUCAUUCUGUGCUGCAAGGGUGACCCCAAAAUGUCUUCCAACGGCGAUCUGCAGGACGCUGGGAGCUGGGACAGCUUCUGGGAGCCUGGGAACUACAGGAGGACGGUUAAACGCAUUGAUGAUGGCUACAAACUAUGCAACGAGCUGGUCGGCUGCUUCCAGGAGCGUGCCAAGAUUGAGAAGGGCUAUUCCCAGCAGCUGAGUGACUGGGCCAGGAAAUGGAGGGGUGUUGUGGAGAAAGGCCCACAGUAUGGGACUCUGGAAAAGGCCUGGCAUGCUUUCAUGAAUGCAGCAGACAGACUGAGUGAGAUCCAUAUGGAACUAAAAGAGAAACUGGCUGAGGAGGACAGCGAAAAGAUUAGAAACUGGCAGAAGGAUGCCUUCCACAAGCAAAUGAUUGGUGGAUUCCGUGAGACCAAAGACGCCGAUGAUGGCUUUCGCAAAGCCCAGAAACCCUGGGUUCGAAAACUGAAGGAUGUGGAGUCUACCAAAAAGAGUUAUCACCAAGCCCGGAAGGAAGAGCGCACGGCAUUGACCCGUGAAACACAUGCCAAGGCUGACCCCACCAAAUCCCCAGAAGAGGUCCGCAAGUUCACAGACCGCCUGGAGAAAUGUACCCAGGAAGCAGAGAAGGCUAAGGAGCGUUAUGAGAGAGCCCUGGAUGAGCUGAAUCGCUGUAACCCACGUUACAUGGAAGACAUGGAGCAAGUGUUUGAAAUCACACAGGAGGCAGAAAAGAAGAGGUUGCGCUUUUUUAAACAAGUGCUGCAGGACUUAAACCAGCACAUGGACCUCCCCAGCAAUGAUGGAUUUCGAGCCCUGUACCGAGACCUCGGCCAGACCAUCAACGCAGCCAAUGACGCAGAGGACCUCAGAUGGUGGAGGAACACCCAUGGGCCAGGCAUGAGCAUGAAUUGGCCACAGUUUGAGGAGUGGUCACCAGAAGCAAACCGAUCCAUCAGUCGAAGAGAUAGAAACAGUCGUUCUGAUGAAGUGGUCACUCUGACUAACAUUGUCUCAGCAGGAGACGAACCCCCGAAGACUCCACAGGAAACUGCGAGGGUGAGUAAAGACUACUCCUCUGACUGGUCUGAUGAAGAGAGCCCCAAAAAAUACAUCGCAGCCAACGGGGUGGACGAGGAGCAGAAGGUAGUCGGGGUUCGUGUUAGAGCGCUUUAUGAAUACACAGGGCAGGAGGCUGAUGAGCUGAGCUUUAAAGCAGGUGAAGAGUUAAUGAAGCUGGGUGAGGAGGACGAGCAGGGCUGGUGUAAAGGACAGCUGGUCAGCGGAGAAAUAGGCCUCUACCCUGCUAACUACGUCCAAGUCAUCACAUCUUGAUCACCCGCUUCGACCUAAAUGAGACCCACACCUUCCCUGUGGCAGCCGUAAGGCCACGUCUACACUGAACCA